AUGGACUUCGAUCCUAUCGCAGAAAGAAAACAAGAACAAAAAGCCACAGCCUGGCUCCGUCUCUGGUCCAGCCGGCAGCCAGAGCUCCUAUCAAUGCACCUUGCCCACAAACACCGACCAGCCAGCGGCAAACCCGUCUCCGCAUGCCUCUGGAAAAGCGGAGCAUUCAACAUCUGCUAUCGAGUAAGAUACAACAGCAACGAAGAACCAGAUAUCAUCAUCCGUUUCGCCGCUCUAGGAAGAGCCAUUCUCCGCCGAGAAAAAGUCCAAAAUGAAGUCGCAACAAUGAACUACCUCCGCAAGACCACCUCGAUCCCCAUCCCCGAAGUAUACGCCUCGGGCAUCUGCUGGGCAGGUCCCUACAUAAUCAUGUCAUUCAUCGAGGGUGUACCACUAUCGCAGCCCCUUAAGAACCCUUCUGUCGAAGGACGACCAGUCCUAAACCCACAGAUAAGCAAUCACAGCUUGAAGCACGCAUACCGCGAAAUGGCCAUCCUAGUCCUCGAGCUCUCCAGAGUAGAAUUCGACUCCAUCGGCGCACUCGAAGAAACAGAGCAUGAAUGCUUCAACAUCACCAAACGACCUCUUACCUUCAACAUGAACGAACUAAUGGCCUCCGCAAACAUACCACUAGAAGCAUUCCCACCUCCCUCUCACACCUUCACUUCAUCCACAGAUUACCUCCGCUCCCUAGCUACACAGCAUCUCCUCCACCUUCGUCUACAACAACAAAAACCCUCCAUCACCAGCGAAGAAAACUUCCAGCGAAGACUGCUCGCUCGCUACCUAUUCCUAAACCUAACGAAGAACCUCCACCUCACUAACCCCCAUGGCCCCUUCCGUCUCUACUGCGACGACUUCCGUCCCUCAAACGUCCUCAUAGAUCUCAAUACCUCUCGCAUCUCAGCCGUGAUUGACUGGGAAUUCACCUACGCUGCCCCAGCUGAGUUCACAUACGUAGCGCCCUGGUGGCUGUUACUCCAGAGUCCGGAGGACUGGGAGGGGGAUCUGCAUCAAUUCCUGGAUCGGUAUAUUCCCCGAUUCUAUGUGUUUUUGGAAGUAUUGCGUGAGUGUGAAGACGAAUUAAUGGGGCAGGGGCUUCUCUCUGAGUCCCAGCGGUUGUCUCCGAGGAUAGGCGAGUCCUUGGACAAUGGGCUAUUUUGGAUUUAUUGGGAGUUUGUUGAUCGGCGGUUUUAUGGAGAUUUGGGGUCUUUGCAGGAUCGUGUACGGCUGUUGAGUGAGGAGCAGCGGCGGGAGAUGGAUGAGCUGGUGAGAGGUAAGUCUGGUCGGUGUGAUAGGGGUGAAGAUGAGUUUGAAGAUCAUUAUCCGAUUGAUGUGUUACUUGAGCUAUGA
Aspergillus neoniger CBS 115656 is the source of this 1353-nucleotide messenger RNA. Its product is annotated as phosphotransferase family protein. The record is from RefSeq and is a predicted model, not a curated record. The transcript has 2 exons. NCBI's taxonomy places the organism in Eukaryota, Fungi, Ascomycota, Eurotiomycetes, Eurotiales, Aspergillaceae. The coding region runs from base 1 to 1353 and encodes 450 amino acids.